AUGACAAGCAACAUAACUUUCUCGGAGAUAGAAAACGAGAAUAACGUUAACAAAGGAAGCAUAGCCUCACUAGGACUAAAUAAAAAAACAAAGAAUCUAUAUUACUGUUCAUUAUUUAUGUUGGUAAUACUUUGUUUAUUAUUGAUUGCUGGCAUAAGUAUGAUUAUAUACGGUGGAUUCUUAAUAUGGAGUAAACGUACUGUUGACAGUUACAUUGGUCAAUAUAUUAAUGCUACAUUAAUUCGUUUGCAUGGGAAAAAUAUAACACUACUUAGACCAAUUGUUUUGAAUGCAGCAUUAGACUAUACAGGCAUUAUAGGUACAGGAUUAUUUCUAUGGGGAAUGUUUUUAAUACUGAUAAUCAGCUGCGGUAUAUGGGGUAUAUUGAUGAAAAAAUAUAUGGCAAUGUACUUGUUCACAGCUGUUGUGUUUGCAAAAUGUCUAAUUAUGUUCAUUAUGACUCUUUGUUUCGCUAUCAAUCCAGUUACUAUGAUGUACAGUUUUAAGACUUUAACCACGGAGUAUGUUGAGAACUAUGUAUCGUCAACAUCAAUCGAUCAUUAUAGUCUUUUGCUGAAUGUUUUAAUGUCACAGGCUGGUUGUUGUGGUGUGGAAAAUGGAGAAGACUUUGCUGAAGCUAGGUAUAUGCAGGAACGUUAUAAAUUUGCAAAUCGUAUUAAAUAUUAUGUACUGAAAUAUCCGUAUACAUGUUGUAAGUAUUCAAAAAGUUUUGAAGCCUUCGAUCCAUCUUGUCCUGAAUCAUUCAAUGAAUUGAAUAGUAAUGUACGAAUUGGUUGUUGGCCUAUUAUAGAAAAGUAUUUAACUAAACUAUAUGGUAAAAUAACUAUCGGUGUAUGUUUCGUACUAAUCGUAUUGCUUAUCACGGCGUGCUGUUCAAUAUAUCUGGGUUCUUCGUUUGAAAAAGGUGAUUAUAUUUCUAUGAAAAGAAUGCAUAAGUAG
Molecule: messenger RNA, 960 nt
Organism: Trichobilharzia regenti
Lineage: Eukaryota; Metazoa; Platyhelminthes; Trematoda; Strigeidida; Schistosomatidae
Source: the annotation of a GenBank genome assembly